Messenger RNA from Toxoplasma gondii ME49, 1911 nucleotides. RefSeq names its product F-box domain-containing protein. The record is from RefSeq and is a predicted model, not a curated record. Gene Ontology annotation, molecular function: protein binding. Lineage: Eukaryota; Apicomplexa; Conoidasida; Eucoccidiorida; Sarcocystidae. The transcript has a single exon. Bases 1 to 1911 code for a protein of 636 amino acids.
AUGGAUGAUGAUGAAAAAUUAGACGGGGGGGCAGAUUCGUCUUCCCCAGCGUGUCUGCCUACAGCCAUUGUGUUUCACGUUGCCUCUUUUUUGACUCCGAACGACGUCUGCUCUAUGGGGGCGACAUGUCGCAAGUGGCGAGAGGUGUGCUGUUCAGACCUGCAGCCUCUAUGGAGGGAAUUUGUGAGUAAGAAGUUCGGUCGGAAGUACGAGAACUACGUCACCUUCACGGGUGACAGUGAUUGGCGAUGUUUGUAUCUCAAAAUUUCGGCAUUCAUUUCAAAUUUGCGCAGAGGGAAUGCGAAGGUCAAAUACUACCCGGCUCUCCUUGAGCCUCCACUCUCUGACUCCUACGAAGGAUGCUUAGCCAUGACUACCGAUUGCUCUCGCCUUUUGUGGGAGAACGGCAGAGUUCUUCAGUGUGUUGAUGUUGAGCAAGGUAAGGAGCUGUGGCGAGUGUCGGUGUCGAAUCGAAAAAGUGGUGCUUCCCGGCCGAGUGUCGUGGUGGGGAAGAGUAAGGUUUUCCUCCAUCUGGAGCAACAGGUGCAUGUCUACGAGCUCUCUAGUGGAGCCUUCGUUUCUCUUCUCUCCAUUCCACCAGACACAGACGCUUCUUUGGCCCCUCUUGGUUGCACCGAAACAACAGGGAAUAACAUGCCUCUGGACGUAUCGCUCCGGAACAUGCAUUUCACCUUUUUGACGAAGCGGACGCUGUUUGUCUUCCACUCAGAAAGUCUCCAACUUCUCUACAAAGUCCAGCAUCGCGAGCUGACGCCCCUCAUCGACACAGUUGAGGGUAUCGACUUUUGUUGGGCGGGCAACCAAUGCUGCGCUGGUCCAGACGGCACAGAGUGCCACGAGUGCUCGGCAAACGGUUUAAUGCUGCGGCCACAGUGUCAGCAAAUCUGCAGACACAUUGUCACCUGGUUGGUUAAGAGGAGUCGGUCGAUAAAAAUCUGGGACAUACGUGACGGAUCGAAUGUGUAUUGCUUGCGCGGACACGACGCGCCGGUCCAGAAGGUUCGCCACGUGAUGAACUGGAGAGACCUCGCCGAUUACUUCUUAGCUUCUCUCGACACUGAGGGAAGCGUGAGAAUCUGGGGCUCGCAUGACAAACACUUUUUCUGUUUGCAUGAACUGAAACCCGACGUCUCACGAGGCACCGUGUUCCGCAUGUCGUUCUCGACGACGCAUCUCAUGACAAUGUCUAAGGAGGCGGCUGGCGGAGACGUCCUGAUCACCGUCUGGAAAUUCAACCAGGCACCCGCAAAUGCCUUGUUGCGGAUAGCUCAUCGUUCGCUCGCGAAAAAAGCACAUGCAAUGGCAUCAGGAGAAAACGGGACCGACAAAACCAAUUGGAAUGCACCGAUCAUGCCUAGAACCCGGCGAUGGAGCAAACAAACGGUAGAUAACACUACAGACAGAGAACAUGUGGGCGCUGCAACCCAGCACGCCUUGCCUUCGUCGUUUUCGCAUUUCUCCCAGGCACACAGAGAUUCACGCAUUGAAGAAAACGGAACAUCGAGGUCUACCCGUGACUCUCACAUUCGCUGUGGUCUUGGUCCCAGUUUGCCGGCAGAAGCAGACACCGAUGAAGCCGGAAGAACCGAAAAUACAGAAAGAGAAGGCUGUCGAGAACGGGUCCCACGGAGUGGAGAAGGAAAAACAGAGGAACACCUUCGCGAAAAACAGUGCAAUUUCUACAGAAAACGCAUUUCCUCUUCUUGCCGAGAUGGGGGUCGGCAUCAGACCGAAACGCAACCAUCCGGAGGGUCGGCGGGACGCGAUACUCACAAUUGGCUCUUCGAGUGUGGCACAUCUGCAAACAUGCCAGCACACGGAGAGAGACCAGCACGUGAUUCAAUAGCGGGUACGGCAAAUAAAACUUUUUCCUCACCUGGACAGAUCUGA